Molecule: messenger RNA, 7273 nt
Organism: Caretta caretta (loggerhead turtle)
Lineage: Eukaryota; Metazoa; Chordata; Testudines; Cheloniidae
Gene: C14H17orf58
Product: chromosome 14 C17orf58 homolog
Molecular function (GO): protein binding
Source: RefSeq, a predicted model, not a curated record
CUUUUCUUUUUGCGAAUACAGACUAACACGGCUGUUACUCUGAGAGUUCUAGAUACUCAUUCAAGUUACUGAAACCGGGUUUUAAAAUAAAUUGAAACUACUACAGGGAACAGCAGACCUUUCUAUUGAGAAUGGACAAUGACUAUAAAAAUUUGCAAAAUCCCCAUAUAGUAAGAACUGAAAUAGCCAGAUGUACAAUAUAACUGACCUUAAAAAACAUGCACCCAUUAUAACCGACUGUGCAUAAAUGCUGAGUUCAUCCCUCCGCGGCCCCAAAGUAGAUGCUGACAUGUAGAGGUGAUGUGGUCCCUGAUUCUGCAUGCUGCAUUUUCAUGCAGUUCCUUGUAUCCAAUUAUGCAUUGAUACGUUUUGUACAAUUUUCCCUCAGAGGUAGGGAAGGAAAACAAGACACCCCCCCCCAACCCCCACCACUUUGUGUAGAGAGUAGGUGUUUAGGGAAGACGCGUUUAAUCAGGCAAAGACAGAACUGACAUUUAGAUUUUCAGGUAAUUGUAGCCAGCGUGGGGGGGCUCCAUACACAUUUCUCUUAGAAAGUGGCAGUGGGAGGUUAGCAGGAUUGCGGCAGCUUGGUCUUGCUCCAAUGGUUUGUCCAGGGAGCGAUUCAUGUUUCCCCUAAGGCUGCCUCUCAUUAGCAUGAACCAGGGGGAAGGGCAUAAAAGACUCCAGGUCAUUUAGAGUCUGGAAACGGUUUCCUUCAAAAUGACAACUGAAGCAUUCUGGCUCCUCUGUUUUGUCAUGGGACCAUCGUCCAACUUGGUGGCAGGAGCCCUGCCCUUUAUCGGAAAACCCAUUCGGGCACUCAGCAAGGAUGGGUAUGGUGCAGCAGACUCCACACCAAGCCAAGCUAAGUUCCCAUUUAGCGGCAGCAGUAUUGGUGAAGAGAAUCACACAGAGCAUUGGUUACUGUCUCCAGCUAACCUGCAGUGGCCAAAAGCUGCUGACAUCCUCUCAGUCUCACCCGACAGAAAGAAAAAGGCCAAGACCUCCGUGGAAAACAAUACGGGGCUGAGGAAAGAGCCUCACCAGGAUGGCAGGGUCCUGGCUUCUGAGAGCCACAUGGAGGGGCCUCCUCCUGCUUCCUUUGACUUCAGUUACGCAAACAGAAUGCAUACAGAUAGGCUUCAGUCUGAGGCAGCGAACAGCAUCUCAGCACACUUCCACCAUAGAGCAUUUUCCCAUUAUAAAGGCAGAUCCUUAACUUUAGCUGAGACGCAUCCUUUCCAAGACACAGGGGCAGCUGAGACAGAAGAUCCCAAUAUGGUGGAUCACCUCAACCGACCUGGCAAGAUGAAUCCCUACAAACAGCAUGACCCUGUAAGAAACAUCAGCAAGCCCUCCUGGGUCACCAACCGCCAGUCAUCUAGCCUGCUGUAUCACUUCAACGUGCUAAAGAAAGUUCUAGAUGCUGACAACAAGGAGAAGGUGUGCCUGACAGAGUGCAGGAGGGAGAGAGAUGAAGCAGAGGCUUUCUGUGUGAGUGAAUUUGCAGUGAAUGGGAUUGUUCAUGAUGUGGAAACACUGGGGAAAGGAGUCCGCCUGGUUACACUCUUGGUAAAUAGUGACGGAUUAUACAAGAUGAGUCGCCUGUAUAUCACGCCCGAUGGCUUCUUCUUCCGAGUUCACAUUCUCAUUGUGGAUGCUUUGAACUGCAAUAAACCAUGUCCAGAUUUUAAACUUGGAAGUCGAUAUAUUGUGAUGGGUCAGAUAUACCACAAGAGACGGCAGCUACCUACACCUCUGCUGCAGUUCCUGAAAGGGCGUCUGCGGCCAGGAGAUGGGCUGCUAAGGAGCAGCAGCAACUAUGUAAAAAGAUUCAACAGGAAGAGGGAUCGUAAAGUCCAAGGGGCAGCUCACACCAAGUGUAGAUGAGGUUACAGUCCUAACUGCUUUACUAGGGCUUAAGCAGCACUGGUAUUCAGCUAGUAGAACAAAACUGGUCUCUACUUUAAUCGAGUCUGACCUUCCUUCCAGAGUAAGGAUCCUUUUAGAGUGACUGCAGCUCAGCUCUUGCUUAAUUUGGUCUCCAAUACUGAUGAGCAUCUGGUGUCUUAUGUGGUUUAUAAAACAAUGUUUCUUUCAAAGGUUCUGAUUAUAUAGGUAGAUACCACUGUAGUGUACAAAAAAAGAGAAAAAACCCACCGACGAGAAAUCAAACCUAUUCACUCACUGUAGAGAAUAUUAACUGGUUAGUGGAUUUCUCUUUAAAUAUGAUUCCAAAAUAGUAGGUUAUCGUUUUUAUAAUACACAAUUUAAAUCUUAAUGUUUGGAAAAUAACCCACUAUGAUUAUUUUUAGAGCUAAAUUCUUUUGUCAGCACCUCUUAUGUACAUCAGGAGUAACUGGAGUCACUCUAGCUUUACACCAGUUUAACUGAGAAGAACAGCGGUCACUUAUUGCUUAGAUUACUAUUCAAAACCGUAUAUUUAAUAGUAUUAAACUUUUCAGUGCAAUGAGAUUUUUAAAAAAAGAGCACUCAAAUCCUUAAUCUGUAAUGGGUUGCAUGAUCAUUUGUAGCUCAAAGGCUGCACAGCAUACAUAUGUAGACAUUUGUUUUGAAACACUAUCAAAGGAUUUAUCAGAUGAAGAAUUCUGACAAAAUAAAUAAAAUUUUUGCAGCGCUUUGAUUUCCUCAAAGUACAGAAUACUGUUUUUUAAAACUAUGAAAACAAUGUAUAAUUAUACCAUUUUUUCUCGACUAUAAGGGACCAGAUUUUUCUUGUCAUUUAAAAACAUGUUCAAAAUACAUAUGCCACAGCAUGCCUUAUUAGAGCUUACAUGUGUGUUCGUUGAUUGCUCCAUUUAUAGAUUCCAAGGCUAGACAGCACAAUUGUGAUAAUUUAAUUUGACCUCCUGCAUAACACAGGCCAUGCAGCUUCCCCAAAAUAACUCCUAAGCUUUUUCUAAAACAUCCAAUCUUGAUUUUAAACUUGUCAGUGAUGGAGAAUCCACCAUGACCCUUGAUAAUUGUUCCAAUGUUUAAUUACCCUGUUAAAAAUGUAUGCCUUAUUUCAUUAAUUGAAUACAAAUCAUGCACAAAUAACCAAUUAGUAUGUGUACAGUUACCUAUUUGCAUGUACAAAUUAUGGUACCGAGGCAUGCAAAUCAGUCAUGCAAUUGCAUACACAUUUUGCAUGCCUAAUUACUCUUCUAAAGUGGAUGUUCAACCCUGAAACUAUUGAGUGUAUUUGGUAUAAAAUUUUUCUACGAAGACACGGAUAUGAGGUUUAGAUCUGCAAAACAGUAAAGUUACCUUUGGAAUCAGUUCUAUGUUGGACCUGAUCUUUUACUUUUAGAGCCCUAGUGAGACUUAAAUGUCAAAAAGAUAUUUGUCUAACCCUUUGUAGGAAAUGCUGGUAUUAAAUAUUCUUAAAUAGCUCCCCCCAAUUAUCUCAAAUCCAGCUUUUUAGCUUUUUUAUCAGUUUGUUUUAAUCAGCGCUACUCUUCGGGCAGAAACUUAAAAAAAAAAAAGUUCAGGAGGAGACCCAGUAAAAAGAUUCAAUGCCUUUUCAAAAAAAGGCAUCACCUUGCUUAGCUAGUCAUGAAAAAGUUAUUUUGAAACAGCUUGUGGGGGCCUAGUUCCCCUAACAGUGGGGAAAAAUAGCUGCCUUUUAGAAUAGCAGUAAAAUCUCUUCUUCUUGUCAUCAAACUGUUAUAAAAGUAGUAUCUUGCAGGUGGGCUAUGAAAGCUUCUCAACACUGAUUUAUCAGUCCAAAGUUUAUAUUAAGCCAGUGAAAUUUCCUUUACAAUGGGGACCUGGCUAAGCUACCUCACGCCUGUGAUAUGUAUCAUCAUUAGCUCAGUGGUUUGAGCAUUGGCCUGGUAAACCCAGGGUUCUGAGUUCAAUCCUUGAGGGGGAUUGGUCCUGCUUUGAGCAGGGGGUUGGACUAGAUGACCUCCUGAGGUCCCUUCCAACUCUGAUAGUCUAUGAGUCUAUGAAAAGACUGGAGCCUGCUUAAAAACAGUUCAGAGAAGGGGCUUCGGUCAGCGUAAGAAGAAACCAAGCAGAGACUAACACUAGCCCAGAUAGCGGCCUGGGACCAUGGGCACAGACAAAUCCAAUAGAAGCAGCUGGUAAUUCGGCUUUUCAGAGAGUGCUGUAGAAGUUAAAAUUAAUUCUAAUAUUUUUAUUUAAAAAAAAAAAGCCAAACCUUGAAAUCCAGAUGGAAGGAGGUGGAGGCCCCAGCAAGCAUCUUUUAUUCCUUAGGCAAAGUUAGGGGUAAGUUAACCUAAGUUACGCUACUCUACGCGAAUAAUGUAGCUGGAGUUGACUUACCCCAGGCUGACUUACCCCGGUGUUUUCACUGCGCUGUGUCGAGGGGAGGCGCUCUCUCAUCAACUUACCUUACUCUUCUCGUUCCAGUGGCAUGCCGGAGUUGACGGGAGAGCAAUCUGCCGUCGAUUUAGCGGGUCUUCACUAGACCCGCUAAAUUGACCCUUGCUGCAUCGAUCCCCAGUAAGUGUAGACAUGCCAUUAGACAAAGAUGAACUAAAUUUGCCUCUCAGAUAUAGGCAGCCAAACUUGUGUUCGCUUCAAUGAGAGGUUGCAUAGCCAUGGUGGGAAGUGGGGGAAGAAAGUCACAGAGGCAAAUAUCAAUCUUGAUUUCUGUAUGAAUCUGGCCAGCCAGCCAGAAUACAUUCAUUUUGUAGAGCUCUGUAGAAUUCAUGUCUGGAACCAUUGACUUUUGACUCUGCUGUAGAUUUACACCAUAUAAUGAGGUACAUUUUUUUUUUUAAAGGCUGCUGAAGCAAAGGACUCUCAGCAAAACGGUACACCUAGGUCACUAUGCAUUAUGGCAGAGUACACCAAAGGAUUUAGCUAAAGAGGAAAAAGCAUUGUACAUCGAUUUUUUUUACUUUUACCAGACUAUUAAGAAACGAAAAUGAUAGGGGCAGGCAAGCAAGGUGACAUUGAUAGAGCAGCGAAAGUACCUUCCCAGAAUUGUUCUCAUGUGAUUUAUUUCUUGACAUGCAAUAGACUUAGAGCACUGACUGCAAACACUGCUGUUGCUUCUAAAACACUAUAUAUUCUUGCUGUAAGUCAGCAUUUGUUUGCAUUGUCAACUGGGAGAGAAGUGAAGAGUUAGUUUACUGGGCUGUACACACUAGCUAGCUUUUAGAAUCAGAAGAGUUUUAUCAUAUGAUUGUAGUACCCACAGAGAUGCUUGCUACUUGACGACCAGUAGCUUGCAUCUAUCUAAAAAGGUCACAGUGCCUCCUUACUGCUUUUAUUAUGGUACAUUUCAGUGAGAACAGAGUUGAGCAUGGAGAAUGGCACAUUUACAAUAGAGAUGUCAGUUGAAAUUUUCCCAAGAAAACUCUGAGGGGCUUUUACUUUGGCAGAAUAAGACUGUUCCAUCCUGGCAGCAACUCAAUGCACUGGAGGAAGGGCUACAUGAAUGUCUCAAGUUUGGGUUCUCUAUUUUCAACUGAUAUUUGAGCGUUGAUCAAUGAUGCCCAGUUUUCCAUUUAUCCAGAUUCAGCAAUGCACACUUCCCCCACUACCUUCAUCCGUGACAGUGAUCUGAAGCAGACACCUGGAGUGGAGGGUGAAGGGUAGCUCCAUUGCCCUGGCUCACUUAAUACUUCAUCUCCCCACCUGAGACAAAUAGGAUAUCAAUGGUGGUAAUGGACAGUAGCUGGAGCAAGACCACUAGCUUAGGACAAACCAACGUUUGACCACCCCUAGAUUUAAACCACUACUCUAGAAUAAUAUUGCACCUGGAGAGUUAAGCCACUAAGGAAAUAAAUAAACCCUUUAUUAGGAAAAGUUGAAUUACACAACAAUGGCAUUUUAUUUGUGCCCAACCCCUUAUUUGAUGUGUAUCUAUUUUUUCAUUUGGCUACACAGAGACUAGGACAUCACAACGUUACUGAAAGAGGGAAAAGCAGCAAGAUGCUUUAUUUUUCCUUUCACAUCACAAAAUCUUAACCACUUCACCUCUUCCAGAAGGAAGGUAUUUAUUGUAUCAUAUAAUAAGUUAAGAGGUAACAGUCCAAUAUGUUUCAGUGUCUAUUACUUAAACAUUUAACUAUUCAUUGUUUUCACUUUUUGGUAAACCCAGCGUGUGUUUUUAACUGGGGGUGUUUAAAAAUAUAUGUAGAUGUCACAUACUGCAGACAGAUGUUUAUAAAUCAUUUGGAUUGCUCUUCCAGACUCUCUUACUGAACAAGAUCACACUAUUUUAAAAGCUGUACCUGAUUUAAAAAGAAAAAGAAAAAAAGAGGCCAUUAUUUAGAAUACUUGCUUUACAAGCUCAAGUGGGGAGGUGGCAAAGUAACUUCUGAAUUGCAAUAGAUUACUAAUGAAGCAAAGGAGUGGAAAAAAAAAAGUGAGAAUUUCUUUAAAGAUCAAAACAUUUCAUACUCAAUUACAUUAGCAGUCUUCCAAUAAUUAACCAAUAGGGGGCAGAUUACUAAGCAUAUCAAAAAUGUAUUCAAUGUACAGGAAAGUACAUGUGCAAUAGAAAACUGGUCUAUAGUACAGCUAGCUUUUCAUACUGAGUCAGUUUUGCUUUACACAGAUUUUAAUGAUUUCAUCAUUAAAAGACAGUUUACAUUUCACUUUCAGGUUAUUUUGUGUGGUGUUGGGAUAGCAAAUGAGGCGCACAUAUCAGGCUACACAUCUAUCUUCAUUAAAGGGACACUGUCAAACUUAGGUAGUAAGUUGUUAACUCAGGAAAUGUCCCCCCAAUUCUAAGAGUCCCUAAAAACCCAUAUUCCAACAAGCACCAGUGAAAAGGCCAAUGCUACAAGUGAAGCAGGCCUUAAUAGGACAUCAGCAACAAUGCUAAUGCAGAGACAGAAACAAGCAAAUAUAACCACAUGAAUUGCUAAACAGAUAAAAGUUUAGACAACAAAAAGGACAAAUCUGGCAGGGAUUUUUAUUUUCAAAACUUUUAGUAUGUUUUAUUACAAACAAUGAAAAGCAAGAAGAUUUUAAAAGUAAUUAGAUGACAGUGUCCCUUUAGAGUGUAUUUGCCCCUCAACAUUUCUAACAAAUUUUACAGGGUCUCUUACUUUAGAACAAAGUUAACUCCUGGUGUUUUUUUCAGCAGGACAAACAUGAGUAUUUUGCAGCCAAUCAACUGGCACACUGAGCACAUAAGACACUGCAGUCUCUCCAGUGAUUUACCCAGUUCUAUUAUGAACAUAUCUUUCUACAACAUUUUAUGAGAAUUUAAAAGCUUUUGAACUAAAUUCUACAUAAGGACUAAUUACAUUCGCUCAGGUUUAUCUGAGGACCUCUGAUGACA